AUGAUUGAAAACACAAUCUCUGAUUGCACGCUAUCAAAUUAUUCAUUCGCGAGCAACGUGUACCUUAGAAUAAAGCCGAGCUUGGAAGCGACCAGCGCAGAAAUCUACACAGUGCACAAUUCGACGACGUUGCACGUAAAGAAAGGUGAAAGCAUAGACAAGAAGUACAUAUUCACGCGAAUUUUCGAUUCGAGCUACUCGCAGGAGGACAUUUUUUACCACAGCGUGCGGCAGCAGGUGAUUAAUUUUCUUCUCGGCGAAAGCUCGACGAUCUUAACUUAUGGGGCGUCGAAUUCCGGUAAAACGUAUACGUUAUAUGGGACGCCAAAAUCACCUGGUAUCAUUCCACGUGCCAUCGAGUUGCUAUUUUCCGCAGUGAAUUGCACCCUCGCACCGUGGUACAAAGUCAUCGACGGUAAUCGAAUUGUCACCUUAAACGAGGACGAACGAGCAUACGAGAUACAGUGUAAGAAAGAUAUAAUAAAUCCAGAAGUGAUCGCUAAAGAGGAGUAUACGCAAGCUCGGCUAUCUCUCAACAACUCGAAUCCGCAGCUUCCGGAAGAACGAGACGCUUGCGGUGAUGAGUGUAUGUCAUCUGUUUGGAUAUCAGUGGCUGAAAUUUACAAUGAUAACGUGUACGAUCUUCUGGUGGUGAACGAAGAAGAGAAACAGCCGCUUAAGAUGGCGUCUCGAAAGGAUGGGUCGACUUACGUGAAGGAUUUGAAAUUUAUCGCCAUCACUACGGCUUUAGAGGCCUGUCAAUUGUUGGUCUUCGUUCAGUCGAAGAUGACGAUUGCCUCAACGGUAGUUAACGACGCUAGCUCGCGAUCUCAUACGUUUUUUACGAUAAAAUUGUUGAAGUACGAGAGGCAGAACAGUCCGGAGGAGGUUCAGGUCAGUACAUUAACGUUCUGCGACGUGGCUGGAUCCAGGCGUUUCAAGAACAGGGCAGAAACGGGUGUCAGGUUGACGGAAUGGCGAAAUAUAAACAAUAGUUUGCUGGUGCUUGGAAGAUGUUUGAAAACUGCUCGAACUAGUAAUUCGAUCGGCAACGUGCACGUCGCUGGACCGUUUCGCGAGUCGAAGUUAACCAGAAUUCUUCAAAAAGUUUUGGCUGGUAGAGAGACAAUUAGCUUUAUCGUUACUAUCGAUACUGAGGCUGAUGCAUUCCCGGAAACGUUGAGCAUUCUGAACUUCUCGGCGAUAGCGAGAAAAUUAAACGCAGAAUCUAAAGUGCUCAAGAGAAAUGCAUUUUCGAUUAUGACUCCACGAAGUCUAAAAUCAUCCACGUUAGCUUCAAUUGUACACACGCCGGAAAAAUUGAUCACAGUUGAUUCUGAAGAAUAUGAAACGCUCAAGCGACGGAUUAAGGAACUAACCGAAGAGCUGGAAGAAAUGCAACUAAUUUAUUACGCAAAGAGGGACGCCAUAGAGACCAUUUCUAGAGGAACACAAUCAGAAAAAUCGUUUCUUGAUUAUGAACAACUGGAAGAAAGAAACGCUAUUUUGUUGAAGAAUUUGGAAACUCUGGAAUGCGAUAAUUUGGAUCGAGAAUUGGAACUGAGACAAAAAUUGGCGGACCAGUAUUCUACCGCAGUUAAGGAACUACAAUACUGCUCGAAGGAACGUACGCAGGUAGUGGAGGACCAAGGGCGAGAAUUACUGAAGUGGUCAGUGGAUCAGAUAGAAGCGUUUUACAAGGAACGCAUCGAUAACAUAAUGUACAAUAAGAAGCGAAAGAGGAUUGACGGCGAUGUCGGAAUUCAAUCAAUUUGCCAAGAACUUGAAACUGAAAACGCAAUGAUGACGUCGAAACUAAUCGUGUUAAGAGAAAUGGUACGUAACUUAAGAGCCGAGAACCAGUCACUUAGCACGGAGAGAAACAAAUGCAAUUUCGAGUUAGUAUUGAUUAAAGAGAAGCUGACGAAUUUUCACGAUUUGGUUCGAAUACACUUCCCUGAAUUGUUCGUUAAAAUACAAGACAUCACGAGCGAUGUCGGUUGGCUUGUUCACGAACUAAAAAUAAUGUUAGAUCAAAAAACGAGGAGCAUCGAAAUUUUGGAAAGAGAUUUGAACAGAGAGAGGAACGACUACAUCAAAGUGGUGUCGAAGUCCUUGGAGAUGGAGAACGAGCUGUGCAACACGAAACGUUUAUUGCAAGAAUCUUUAACUAAGGCAUCGGAUUUAGAAAACGAAAUAAUACAAAAGGCAAAUUUGAUUUGUAACCUGGAAAUAGAAUUGCAGUUGCAAAAAGAGGAGCAAUCUAAUGUUGAGCAGAGUGAAGUAGAUUCCAACGUAUCGAAAUGUCUUCCAAAAGAGGGAGUUCACGGUUUAAUUGGAAAAUACAAUUCAAUUUGUAGUGAUGAUUUUUUCUGUAGCAGUGAUAAUACUGAAUUAGUUACGCAAGCUCAUAUUGACAUGAAAGCAGAACAUUAUCUUUAUUCCGACAGCAAAAAUUCGCCGAAGAAGGUAUCCUUAAAUAGUCUUGAUACGUUCAGAUCCAGUAUUAGUAACGAUGUGAAAGAAGACUCUGGUAUCGAUAUCAGUAGCAGAAGUCAGAGGUCGACUAGCAUUAACGACGGUGCAAUUAUGGAUGAGAUGAAGGAAAAAUGGACACAAACUUUUUCAUUACUAGAGAAUAAUAAUGAUACAUGCAAGAAUGCAACAGAAUUAGAGGCUUAUUACAAGAACUUAAAGCAGUGUUCCAUGCAAAAGGACAGAUCAUCCGACACAGAACAGUCUGAUCCGGCGAACGACGUGAAAUCCGUCAUAACGGCUUUGAGAAAAGUCGCAGAUGCUAAUAUGUCCGAACUUGCAGUAUGCAAAGCCACACUGGCGUUCUCCGAACUCAGGAUGGAAGAACUGGAGAAGGAGAAUGAAAAAUUGCGUAAAAUGGUUGAGGUAGACUCGCAAAAAUAUAAGCAACGCAUUAAAGAAUUGUCCGAAGAGCUGUUAAUUAAGGAAGAAAACGAAACCGGUAAUCUGAAGCGGUUGGAGAAUUGCUUAGAAAAGUGUGCUUCGCUGGAGGACCAAUUGUCCGUGCUUCAUCUUGUUCACAAGCAGAUGGUGAGGUCGUUCCCGAAGUGCAUAGCGGAACAGGUUUCCCAGAUCGAAAAAUUGGUGAUGGAACUGUCGGGGAAAAGUUUAGGGGAGGAGAUAGACGAUGGAACGGGAGAGGCGCGAGGCGAUCUGUUCAAGGUGCAACAGCUGCACGAAAAGGUUAACGAACUCGAAACUGUUCUUGAAAAGUGCUGCGAGGAGAAGAGCAAUUACCGCGAACGAUUGCAAAAACAGUUGGAGGUGCAGUCGAUGCUAGAAACAAAAUUGAAAUGGCUGUCGACGGAAAUUCGUAGCAAGGACGACGAAUUUAACACGCUGAAGACGAAAGUCAGCGGUGUGGUGAUAGCGCAGAGUUCGAAUGACGAGGAGAUCAAGAACUUGGGCGAGAAAAUCUUCCGAUCGCAUCAGACUGUUAACGUUAUGAAGGAAAAACUAGCGUACUUUGAGGAAAUGCGAAAGUGUUUUGAAGAAAUGUUGACAAGAGACAUCCAAAAGAGUAAUUCAGUUGAAAAGGAAAUUAAGGGUGAAGGAGAAUUCAGUAGAUUAAAAAUCGAAUUGAUUGAAAAUAAACGUGAAAUGGAUUCAACGCAUGUCAGGUCCAGACCGACGCCUCCGACUGUUCUGAAGUGCGCUGCGGCUGUGGUAUUGGCUUUAAAAAUGCUCGAAGGCAAGAAAGAAUGUCAGGCUGGAUGA
Messenger RNA from Ceratina calcarata, 3753 nucleotides. Its product is annotated as kinesin-like protein KIF20A. Gene Ontology annotation, biological process: microtubule-based movement; spindle elongation; mitotic spindle assembly. The record is from RefSeq and is a predicted model, not a curated record. Gene Ontology annotation, molecular function: microtubule binding; ATP binding; plus-end-directed microtubule motor activity. Lineage: Eukaryota; Metazoa; Arthropoda; Insecta; Hymenoptera; Apidae. The transcript is spliced from 2 exons. Gene Ontology annotation, cellular component: mitotic spindle; nucleus; spindle microtubule. The coding region runs from base 1 to 3753 and encodes 1250 amino acids.